Messenger RNA from Dentiscutata erythropus, 171 nucleotides. The record is from the annotation of a GenBank genome assembly. Lineage: Eukaryota; Fungi; Glomeromycota; Glomeromycetes; Diversisporales; Gigasporaceae.
AUGUUGUUGAGUUGUCAAAUUAGUUGCAAAGAAACUACAGAUAAAAAUAAAUCUGAACUUGAUGAAAUAAUUGCCAAUGAAACUUAUUUAAAGGAGUUUAGGACAGCCGAUAAUUCCCUAAAUCCAGAUGAUUAUCGUCCUAUGCCUAUUGUAGAAGAAAUUUUGCGUUGA